Acipenser ruthenus (sterlet) is the source of this 6249-nucleotide messenger RNA. Its product is annotated as calcitonin gene-related peptide type 1 receptor. Gene Ontology annotation, cellular component: plasma membrane. The transcript has 15 exons. Gene Ontology annotation, biological process: adenylate cyclase-activating G protein-coupled receptor signaling pathway; cell surface receptor signaling pathway; angiogenesis. Lineage: Eukaryota; Metazoa; Chordata; Actinopteri; Acipenseriformes; Acipenseridae. Bases 526 to 1980 code for a protein of 484 amino acids. Gene Ontology annotation, molecular function: calcitonin gene-related peptide receptor activity; adrenomedullin receptor activity; calcitonin receptor activity. The record is from RefSeq and is a predicted model, not a curated record.
CCAGACUUUUUUCAAUAUACAGUAUAUACAGUAUAUAUAUAUAUAUAUAUAUAUAUAUAUGGGGUGCCCUGAUAAUCGGUAGCCUAUCAGCAUGGCACCGAUAUAGGGGAAAAAAACACAAUUGGUGAUCGGCAGUUUUUAUUUUUUAUUUUAACCGAUAAUGUACACCUAUAUUCACGCUUGAAUUUCUUCCAGCACAGAAUUGAAUGUUUGGUCAAGCGCGCUUAUUAUACUAAUGACCAAAGAACAAGAAGACAGUCAUUUUCCCAGUGCUCAGAAGAGCUGUGUUUGGAUUUUUGUUUUUAAAUAUCUGAAGACAACAACAGGAUAGCCGAGUUCUGUGCAGCAGAACAGACUUGAUGCUACAUUAAAUCCAACGAUGAACUGUAAUGACUGCUGGAUAAAUAACAGCUGUGGAGCACGGACUAUAAUGACCUAACAGAAAAUGAGGUUUUCAUUUGGAAAAAAGGACACCUCCUGAUAAGAGUUCUGCAUUUCUGCUUCACUCCUGUGUCAAUUACAAAGAUGGAGAAACACUGGGUGCCUUCUCUUUUGUUACUUAGUUCUGUUGCUAAGCUAUUUGUUUUCGCCAACACUGAUGCUAACGAAACUCAACAUUCCCCGCAGCAUGUCUACAGUGAGCUUGGGGUCACCAGAAAUAAAAUAGUGACAGCGCAGUUUGAAUGUUACCAGAAAAUUAUGAAAGACACAGAUUAUAACAAAAAAGAUUAUUUUAUUACAUCGGACAAGGAAUAUCUCUUAAAAUUAAAAGGUCCGUUGUGUAACAGGACAUGGGAUGGGUGGCUUUGCUGGGAUGACACUCCAGCAGGAAUGACAUCAGUACAGCGCUGUCCUGACUAUUUCCAAGACUUUGAUCCUUCAGAAAAAGUUACAAAGAUCUGUGAUGAAAACGGAAACUGGUUUUCACAUCCUGAGAGCAAUAGGACAUGGACAAACUACACAAGAUGUACUGCCAACACCCCCCAGAAAGUGAAGACGGCGCUGAAUCAAUAUUACCUGACAAUAAUUGGACAUGGAUUAUCUAUAGCAUCUUUGCUUAUUUCUUUGGGGAUAUUCUUUUAUUUUAAGAGUUUAAGUUGCCAAAGGAUAACUCUGCAUAAAAAUCUGUUCUUCUCAUUUGUUUCGAAUUCCAUUAUCACCAUCAUUUGGUUGACAGCAGUGGCAAACAACCAGCCGUUGGUUGCAAGAAACCCAGUCAGCUGUAAAGUAUCCCAAUUUAUUCACCUCUACUUGAUGGGCUGCAACUACUUUUGGAUGCUGUGUGAAGGGAUAUAUCUCCAUACACUCAUUGUAGUGGCUGUUUUUGCAGAGAAACAGCACUUGAUGUGGUAUUAUCUCCUUGGAUGGGGCUUUCCACUGAUACCGGCCUCUAUUCAUGCAAUAGCCCGCAGUUUAUAUUAUAACGAUAAUUGCUGGAUCAGUUCUGAAACACAUCUGCUGUACAUUAUCCAUGGGCCCAUCUGUGCUGCUCUACUGGUGAAUCUGUUUUUCCUGCUCAACAUUGUUCGUGUUCUUAUCACCAAGUUAAAAGUCACACAUCAGGCUGAAUCCAGUCUCUAUAUGAAAGCUGUCAGAGCCACUCUUAUUCUCGUGCCGCUGCUUGGGAUUCAGUUUGUUCUGUUUCCAUGGAAACCACAGGGUCGCAUUGCAGAAGAAUUGUAUGAUUAUGUGAUGAAUAUCCUUAUGCAUUAUCAGGGCCUGCUAGUGGCAACAAUUUUCUGUUUUUUUAAUGGCGAGGUGCAAGCUGUCCUGAGGAGGCACUGGAAUCAGUACCGCAUCCAGUUUGGAAACAGCUUCUCCCACACAGACACCCUGCGAUCUGCCUCCUACACAGUGUCCUCGAUCACUGAGGUCCAGGGCAGCAUGUACAGCAAUGACUGCCAUUCAGAGCACCUGAACGGAAAAGGAUCCCAUGACAUCGAUACCAUCACUUUAAAAUCGGAAAAUACCUACGCCUGAGCAGGGAGGCAGCCAUUGACCAUCGCAGUUACAAUUGUUGGAGACUGGAGUUCAGAGUCGUUGGUCCCCUAGAUGACCCAUGGAACAAACUGGGAGUCCUCCCUUUAUACCUGAGCUCAAACACUUUUAUCUUUUUAUAUUUAUAACUCAGUAUGUCCCAUUACUUUCUACCGUGUAGAUAAGAUUGGCCCUUAAUAUUUUAAAGGGACUAUUGCACAGGUCCCUGAUGAACUGGCACAAUGAUUUAUGUAUAGAAUACGGAUGAUGCAUCAUUGCUUUUCUCUGCAAGGACGUGUAAAUAUUGUUACAUCUGUCUUAACCCUUUGUGGUCCAUUUAUUCAGCGCCUGUCAGGCACGUCAGGUACAAUUUAUUUUCACACACGCUGUUUAUUUUACACACGCUGUAAUUUUAUUCAUAGUAAAACAGGUUUAAAAGGCACUGCAUAUCAACAGGACACUCAGUACUGCAUCUCCAGCCCUGCCCUACCCCUUGUUCGCUGUAUUUAUCACAUACCUCUUCAUAGUAGUGCAUACUGAUAAAUCAUCUCCUGAUCACUCGUUUUAUCACCAAACUCCUCAAUAAUGCUAUCCAAGUCAUUAUUUUAUUACUAUAACAUCUCAAAAAGCUUGACAAAUGUCUGUGAUAUUCUUUGAGCGCUGGAUGCGGACGUUUAUGUCCGUGUUAUGUCUGUGGUGAUGGGACUAUGUGUUUUGCUCAGAUCUGCCUCCUUUUUUUUUUGUCUUCUCUCGGUUUCUAUCGGUCUCACUUGGCCAUUGAAAGGUUUUCUCGGCUUUUUCCAUAGAAAAAACAAGUAGAGACCUGUACUUGACGUCUUUUUGAUGAUGUCGGACCCUGUCUGACAUCGGACCAGAAAGGAAAAAUUGUAAUGUCGGACCUGGUCCGACAUAGGACCGCAAAGGGUUUUAGUGCAAAAUGCGCUUACCUUACAAGGUAUUAAGGUGGGUGCAGUAUUCUAUAGACAGUCAUUCCUAAUUUAAAUAGCCUGUUGAUAUUUAAGAGCAUUAAUUUUGUGCCAAAAACUUGAGUAAGCCUACGUGAAGUGCUUUGUGCCAAAAUAUUACAUUGGUUGUCAUGAGUUUUGACCUUGGAAUGACAAAAAGAAGAGUUGUAUGUAAUGGACUCCACAAUGGUAUGGGGAAGAAAAUGACUAGGAAAGACUGCAGAACCAUUCCAUGAAACUACCUGUAGUCAGAUUGGAUCUGUGCUUGUGCACUUAAACAGCCCAGGAUAUCAUCAGUACCAGUAUUAUUUUAUUAUUAUUUUUAUUUUUUCAAACGCAUGCCAUGCUAACUGUCCAUUAUCAUGGUAUAUCUUGGAAUUUUCUUAAGACAAGAUUUUAUUGGCAGCAAGAACUUUCCAAGAAUAGAUAAUGUUCUUCUCAUUUGUAAUAACAAACGUCAUAUAUAUUUUUGAAAAUAGUUGUAUUAUUGUAUGUGUAUAUAUAUAUAUACACACACACACACACACACAAACUAUCAAGGCACUACUAAAAAAAUACAUUUACCUGCAACUAUUGUUGUUUCUUGUUGGUAUUAUACAAUCUCAUUUGUUUUAUUCCUUUUAGAAAAUUUGCCUUUGCCCCUCAAAAUAGGGUUGGAUUGUCUUUCCACUAAUACUUCCAUUGCUGUACACAACAGUAUUGUAGUUACCAGUAAGAAAUAUAAUGAUUACCUCAAAAAAACAAACAAGAAAAGACCAUUAUCUGGUUUAAUGUUUAAACUGUCAAAUCAACUUGUACUUUCUUUAGACUUGAAUGAACGGCAUAUGCAAAUACUGUUAUUAAAAAGUAAGCUGCUGUGCCAUAGCUUAAUCAUAAUACCAUAUACCAUAAAGCAUUACUGUUCAAACACCCACUAUUUAUGAUCAUUUUGAUUGACUUGUCUAAAUGGACACACAAACAUUGUACAUUUAGUUAAAUGGAGAUCAUUAGUUGCUGAAUAUCAAGUUGGCAUAAUGGAAGUGUGCCACAAAUUAAUAUCACAUGCUGUAAAACACAGUACUUCAAACUUGAUUUCCUUAUUGAGAUUCCCUGGUUUGACCUUAUAUUAGUCAAAGUUGGGCCUUUCAUCAAUAUAUAUUUUAUAUAUAUAUAUACCGUAUUACUUUGAAUUAGCACCGCAGUGUUUAUAAUAUAUCCUAAUCAGUUAUUUUUCUUCUCACUGUAAUUUACCUGCUUGUUUGUAAUAGAUAGUAAGCAAGUUUAUAUAUAUAUAUAUAUAUAUAUAUAUAUAUAUAUAUAUAUAUAUAUAUAUAUAUAUAUAUAUAUUUGUACAGGACUGAGUAAAAUUCCAAUUGAAUGAAAAACAAAACAACUAAACCCCCUACAAGAAGCUUUCGGAUAGCGGCUAGAGUGACCGGCAAAGCUCUAAGUUCCUCUGAGUUUAAGUUUUCACCAUUCAAGCUGGCGACGAGGUAAACAGACAGCCCUUGUUUUAUCCCCUGCUGUUUUGGCACUGAACUCUGCUGGAAAAAAAAGAAAUAAAAAGACAUGAAGGACUGCUGUGCUGUAAGUAGUUAAUUUUGGGUUGUCUGUCGGUACUGUACCAUAAAAUAAAAUAUGCUUACUAAGGUGUGUGUACAUUAGUUUGUAUUAAUGCUGGAUUGAGGCUGCAGUCUCUUCAGGGGCGUCACAAGUACAUAGCCAGAGUUGCGCGUUUCUUUCUUUAUUUUUUGAGCAGGGGUAGAAAAAAAUACCUUUACUUUUCUUUAUUGAGAGCGGCGUUUAUUCAAGGGCGACGUCUAUUAAAAACGCUGCUAUCUGAGUGAGAUGUUAAUUCAAGGGUGGCGCUAAUUCGAGGGCAGUUAAUUCGAAGUAAUAUGGUAUAUAGAUAUAGAUAUAUAUAUAUAUAUAUAUAUAUAUAUAUAUAUAUAUAUAUAUAUAUAGAUAUAUAGAUAGAUAGAUAUUAGCGGAAUGGUCAAUAUUACAUUUUAUAAAGUAGAAUUAGAGUGUCUGUUUCAACACAAAGUUUAACACAGAUGAUACACAGGGAUGAAGCAGAGGCAACGUGACUUAAUGAAGCAUUGCUUCUCAGCAAAAAUUGAGUAUGGGUCCUUUAAUAACAAACAACAACAAGAGUUAUUAGGUGUCUGAAAAAAAAGCCAAAGCAUCUGAGCUGAGUUACACAUUCCUGUGGUCUUGUAAUUGAUAGGAGCUUCACGGUAUUUACUGGCUUAACAGUUAUGUAGUCAGGAAUGAUUGGUUCAUUUCCUUGGGCACUGAUCUUGACGAAUUGGCCACUACAGUCUACAGAGCAAGUAACUUGACACUCAACAUGUAUAUAAUACUCCAUUUUCCAUUUCUUUCUAGCACUGCCUUAAAGUUAAAUGAUGUUGUGUAGGAAAAUUAUCUUCUUACAUUUCCUCAGGUGUUAGGAAUCUACCCUAACUGUGUUUUAGUUGUAUCAUUUGUGUCAGGCACACACACACACACAUAUAUGUAUAUUUAGUUUUUUUAAUCAAUUUCAGAAAUAUGUGUCUUCGUUGAAGCAUUCAAGUUAUAUCAUGUCCUAAUGCUGGAAAAUAAAGUGUCUCUCACACACACACACACACACACACACACAAUAUAUAUAUAUAUAUAUAUAUAUAUAUAUAUAUAUAUAUAUAUAUAUAUAUAAACUGGUAAAUGUAUUAUCAUUGUAUUUAUUUAUGCCUCUGGAGUAAGAAUGGUGAACAGAUAAUGUCCUGUCAUGUUUUAAUUUGUGUUUACGAGAAAUAAUUCUUCCAGGAUGCAUUAAACCAGCUUAAACCCAGGAUGCAUGAAUAUAAAUACAUUUUGAUUGAUUUCUUAAAUAACCUGUUGCGAUAUUAUCCACAACCAGGCUGAUAAAGUAUGAUGGCAGUCAAUGAAAAUAAUGAGAUAAUAUUGACUCUGAAAGCUAUGAAGUGAAAAGCCAUACAUUUUUUAACGAUAAAACCCUAAUAAAACCUAAAUCAUAAUUUUAUAGUGUUUGUGGUAAGAACCUAAUGAAGUUUAUGAUAAUGAAGUUAAAUAUGCAACAUUAGACGGAUCCUGUCUCUUUAGGGCUGUUAUCUACUGUAUGAAUGUAAUUUGUGUGUCUUUUCUCCAGAUGUCAACAUAUACCUGUAGUUCAAUUCGUUUUUUACUGAAUGUGGGCUUUGCUGCCAUUAUUUGUGUGUAUUAUCUAGCUAUUGUAGAUUGUUAUAUACAGAAGCAUAUUUAUCUAAUGGUGUCUCCAUGUAUAACAUGUGAAGCUAUAGUGAUAAAGUAUUAAACUGGUGAAAGCACA